AUGGCCCCCACGUUCAUGAAGCUUCUCAUGGCCCUCUGUAUGGCAGGGUCCUAUGCCGCUGGUUCAAGUCUUGAGCAGGCCACCAAAGGAGUCAACAUGAAAUCAAGUCCCAAUGUCCUUGUCAAAAAUGCCCCUCUCCAUGCAGUCAAACCUACUGCUGUGACGGCCACGCAACUUGUGGCAGUAACGACAAUGGAGGCUGCGGUUGUCUCUCAACUUAGAUCACAAGACCAACCUGCUACCCGAUGA
Penicillium arizonense is the source of this 249-nucleotide messenger RNA. RefSeq lists its product as uncharacterized. Lineage: Eukaryota; Fungi; Ascomycota; Eurotiomycetes; Eurotiales; Aspergillaceae. The record is from RefSeq and is a predicted model, not a curated record. The coding region runs from base 1 to 249 and encodes 82 amino acids. The transcript has 3 exons.